AUGGUGCCAUGGAAUGGUUCUGAUUUGUCGGCUGGUUCUCACAAGGAACGUCGAGGAACGGUUACCAUUGGUUCCACGACACUCGGUGAGAAAUGGGAUCCUUUGAAGCCCCACAAUGUGCGGGCCCCAGUAACGCAAGCGAAUCUGAUCACCGGACCCGAGCCUCCUUCGCUCUGGACUUCCCAUCGGCUCCGAAACACCCCCAAGGCACUGGCAGCCCAUCGUCUUUCAUCGCCACCAACAGCCACCCCAGCCACCAACCACCAACCAUCGAAGGUCGAAGUUGCCCGACAUCUCGCAUACAACAACUUGCCUGGGGCCCGUGAAGUCGAUCAAGCUUCAAUCAGCCAGGAGCCCACUAUGGCUAGUACACAUCGGGAGUCCUGCGUUCCAAUUUUCAAACUCCAAGCUCGUCAAUAUGUCAAUGCAUCAUGCAUGACGCACACGGGCACUAAUUCGCCCAAGUUCCAGGCAAAAAUGGAAAGAGACGUGCAAUUUUGCAUCGUUGGGCGGGAUGUGGACGAGCGAGGAAAUGGACUUGGACGGAUGUCGUGGGAGGACGAUGACCUGCAAACCAUCAAAGCCACGAGACCAGAACAUCGAUCACCGCACAAUCAACCACCGCCCACUCAACUACCAUCACAUAUCGUGGUCAUGAUCAACAGGUCCAAAUUACAGGAACAACAACAAACAUGCAAUGCAAGAAAGGGAGUGGAAAAUGAAAAUAAACGUGAAAAAGAAACAAAGUAG
Molecule: messenger RNA, 750 nt
Organism: Coprinopsis cinerea okayama7#130
Lineage: Eukaryota; Fungi; Basidiomycota; Agaricomycetes; Agaricales; Psathyrellaceae
Exons: 5
Coding region: 1-750 (249 amino acids)
Source: RefSeq, a predicted model, not a curated record